Messenger RNA from Balaenoptera ricei (Rice's whale), 6035 nucleotides. RefSeq names its product myelin regulatory factor (gene MYRF). Gene Ontology annotation, biological process: central nervous system myelin maintenance; protein autoprocessing; positive regulation of DNA-templated transcription. The coding region runs from base 89 to 3520 and encodes 1143 amino acids. Lineage: Eukaryota; Metazoa; Chordata; Mammalia; Artiodactyla; Balaenopteridae. Gene Ontology annotation, molecular function: DNA-binding transcription factor activity; sequence-specific DNA binding. The transcript is spliced from 27 exons. Gene Ontology annotation, cellular component: endoplasmic reticulum membrane; nucleus. The record is from RefSeq and is a predicted model, not a curated record.
ACUGUCGCGCGGGCCGCGCCGGCGAUGCCGCGCCCCCGGGCCGGGCUGUAGCGGGGCCGGGGUGGAGUGUACGCGGGGCAGGCCGGACAUGGAGGUGGUGGACGAGACGGAGGCGCUGCAGCGCUUCUUCGAAGGCCACGACAUCAACGGCGCCCUGGAGCCCUCCAACAUAGACACCAGCAUCCUGGAGGAGUACAUCAGCAAGGAGGACGCCUCUGACCUCUGCUUCCCUGACAUCUCUGCUCCAGCCAGUGUGGCCUCCUACCCCCAUGGGCAGCCAGCGAUCCCCGGCUCCAGCGGGGUCCACCACCUGAGCCCCCCCGGGGGCGGACCCUCCCCGGGUCGCCAUGGCCCCCUCCCACCCCCGAACUACAGCGCCCCGCUCAACUGCAACAACAACAACGGCAUGGGUGCUGCUCCCAAGCCCUUCCUGGGGGGCUCUGGGCCCCCCAUCAAGGCAGAGCCCAAGGCUCCCUAUGCCCCCGGCACGCUGCCAGACUCCCCCCCAGACUCUGGCUCCGAGGCCUACUCCCCCCAGCAGGUGAAUGACCCCCAUCUCCUGCGCACCCUAACCCCUGAGAGCCUUUGCCACGUGGGGGUGCCCUCCCGCCCGGAGCAUCCCCCCCCGCCGCCCCCGCCUCACUACCCCGUCCUGCAGCGGGAUCUGUACAUGAAGGCUGAGCCUCCGAUGCCCCCCUACGCUGCCAUGGGGCAGGGGCUGGUGCCCACCGAUCUCCACCAUACCCAGCAGUCCCAGAUGCUGCACCAGCUGCUGCAGCAACACGGAGCCGGAGCCGAGCUCCCCACACACCCCUCCAAGAAGAGGAAGCACUCCGAAUCACCCCCCAACACCCUCAAUGCCCAGAUGCUGAAUGGAAUGAUCAAACAGGAGCCCGGGACCGUGACAUCCCUGCCACCGCACCCAGCUCGAGCCCCAUCCCCACCCUGGCCUCCCCAGGGCCCGCUCUCACCCGGCCCUGGCUCCUUGCCCCUCAGCAUCGCCCGGGUCCAGACGCCGCCUUGGCACCCACCAGGUGCACCCUCACCAGGUCUCCUUCAGGACAAUGAUAGCCUCAGUGGCUCCUACCUGGACCCCAAUUACCAGUCCAUCAAGUGGCAACCACAUCAGCAGAACAAGUGGGCGACACUGUACGAUGCAAACUACAAGGAGCUGCCCAUGCUCACCUACCGCGUGGACGCCGACAAGGGUUUCAACUUUUCGGUGGGCGACGACGCCUUCGUGUGCCAGAAGAAGAACCACUUCCAGGUGACGGUGUACAUCGGCAUGCUGGGCGAGCCCAAGUAUGUCAAGACGCCCGAAGGCCUCAAGCCCCUUGACUGCUUCUACCUGAAGCUGCACGGAGUGAAGCUGGAGGCCCUCAACCAGUCCAUCAACAUCGAGCAGUCGCAGUCAGACCGAAGCAAGCGGCCCUUCAACCCUGUCACGGUCAGCCUGCCCCCCGAGCAGGUCACGAAGGUGACUGUGGGGAGGUUGCACUUCAGCGAGACCACCGCCAACAACAUGCGCAAGAAGGGCAAGCCCAACCCUGACCAGAGGUACUUCAUGCUGGUGGUGGCCCUCCAGGCCCACGCACAGAACCAGAACUACACGCUGGCCGCCCAGAUCUCAGAACGCAUCAUCGUGCGGGCCUCCAAUCCGGGCCAGUUUGAGAGUGACAGCGACGUGCUGUGGCAGCGGGCGCAGGUGCCCGACACCGUCUUCCACCAUGGCCGUGUGGGCAUCAACACAGACCGGCCCGAUGAGGCGCUGGUGGUGCACGGCAACGUCAAGGUCAUGGGCUCGCUCAUGCACCCCUCGGAUCUGCGGGCCAAGGAGCACUUGCAGGAGGUGGACACCACCGAGCAGCUGAAGAGGAUUUCACGCAUGCGGCUGGUCCACUACAGAUACAAGCCAGAGUUUGCCGCCACUGCUGGCAUCGAGGCCGCGGCGCCAGAAACGGGUGUCAUCGCUCAGGAGGUGAAGGAGAUCCUGCCUGAGGCCGUGAAGGACACUGGAGACGUGGUCUUUGCCAAUGGGAAAACCAUAGAGAACUUCCUGGUGGUGAACAAGGAGCGCAUCUUCAUGGAGAACGUGGGUGCUGUGAAGGAGCUGUGCAAGCUGACGGACAACCUGGAGACGCGCAUCGAUGAGCUGGAGCGCUGGAGCCACAAGCUGGCCAAGCUGCGGCGCCUCGACAGCCUCAAGUCCACCGGCAGCUCGGGCGCCUUCAGCCACGCAGGGAGCCAGUUCAGCCGGGCGGGCAGCGUCCCCCACAAGAAGAGGCCCCCCAAGGUGGCCAGCAAGUCAUCGUCUGUGGUCCCAGACCAGGCCUGCAUCAGCCAGCGGUUCCUGCAGGGAACCAUCAUCGCCCUGGUGGUGGUCAUGGCCUUCAGCGUGGUGUCCAUGUCUACACUGUAUGUGCUGAGCCUGCGCACCGAGGAGGACCUGGUGGAAACUGAUGGCUCUUUUGCCGUGUCCACUUCCUGUCUUCUGGCCCUGCUCCGGCCCCAGCACCCUGGGGGGAGUGAGGCCAUGUGCCCAUGCAGGUCCAGCCAGAGCUUUGGGACCACUCAGCUCCGACAGUCCCCUGUGACCACUGGGCGGCCGGGCACACGGCCCUCUCUGCUGCUGGUUACCACUGGCCCGACCAGCUCGGCCCCAGCUCCAGCCCUCCGCACCUUGGACCUGUGCUCCAGCCGCCCCUGCCCAGUCGUCUGCUGCUCCUCGCCCAGCCCCAGCCCCACCACUGACCCUAGCCUUGGCCCCAGCUUUAAUCCUGGCCAUGGUCUCAGCCCCAGUCCCGGCCCCUCCACCAACCGCUCAGGCCCCAGCCAGAUGGCCCUGCUGCCAGUCACCAACAUCAGAGCCAAGUCCUGGGGCCUGUCGGCCAAUGGCAUUGGCUACUUCAAGCAUCCAAAGAACUCGGACCCUGUGGCCAGCCCUGUGGUCCCCUUUCCUGGAGGCCAGGGCAAAGCCAAGAACAGCCCUAGCCUUGGUCUCCAUGUCCGGGGCCGCCGAGGGGUCCCUCAGCUUGGCCUGAGCCCUGCUCAGCCCACCCAGGCCCGGAGCCAGCCAGUGGCCUCUCUCCUUGCAGACCCAGUGCCGUCCCUGACCUCCAUCCAGGUGCUGGAGAAUUCGAUGCCCAUCACGUCCCAGUACUGCUCCUCAGAGGACGCCUGCAGGCCUGGAAACUUCACCUACCACAUCCCCAUCAGCAGCAGCACCCCGCUGCACCUCCGCCUGACCCUGCAGAUGAACUCCUCGGCCCCCGUGUCCGUGGUGCUGUGCAGCUUGAUGUCAAAGGAGGAGCCGUGUGAGGAGGGGGGCUUUCCACAGAGCCUCCAUGCCCACCAGGACACCCAGGGCACCUCCCACCAGUGGCCAGUAACCAUCCUGUCCUUCCGCAGAUUCACCUACCACUUCCGGGUGGCACUGCUGGGUCAGGCCAACUGCAGCUUGGAGGCCCCGGUCUGGCCGGCCGCAGACUACUACUUCCACUUCUACCGCCUGUGUGACUGAGCUGCCCUCGGAGGCAGCGCCACAGCAGGGCCCGGGGGUCCCCGGGCGCCCCCUCCACACUGGAUGCCAUGGUGUUACACUGGAGCCCCGCCGCUGGCACCUCCGCGGAGGAGGUGAGGCGGCUCGGCCCUCCCAGCGCCUGGUGACACUGGAAGUCCUCACACUGGAGCCGCUAGUCCUGCUGGCGGCGCCCCCAGACCACGGAGGGCGCUGGAGGGAGACCUGUGGGCCCAGGCCGGCCCGAUUCACGUGGGUCCAGAUAUGGCCGAUGGAGGGCUGGCGGGCGGCAGCGCCCCAGAGGCGGGGGAAGCCCGUGACUCAGCCCAGAGCCCCCCCUUCCUGCCUCCCCUUCUGCGACUGGGAGCCACCCCUCUUUUGGAGAGAGGACCCAUCCGCCUUUGAGACCAGCGGGGGCUUGGCUCGAGCCCUCAGAGACUUGGCUGGACCCACGAGUCAGUGGAGGGCGGACAGCCCUUACCCUUGAAGCUGCUCCCUGGGGAGGGCUAGGUGGUGGACUUCUUAGGGUCUGACUGUUACUAGACUUGGACUUCUAAGCUUUAAGCACGGCCCAGGAGGUCUCUUCUCCCUGGGAGAGCUUGGCUCCAAGAGCUCCCAGGGCAGCUGAAGCCAGCCCUGGAUGGGCUGACCGCGUGCCUUGUGUACACUUAGUGCCUGGCUGAACCAGGGGAGCCUGUGGGCCAGGUAAGCCUUGGACUCUUGAACCUGGAGUAUCCCGAAGGGAAGGAAGUUCCCUGUGAGCCCCCAGAUGGCGUUGUGGCCCCACGGCCUGGGCCCCUGGGAGCUUCCAGAGCUCACAGAGGUCUCUGAGCAGAGGAGCGGGAAUCCCUGCAAGGCAGCAGGCCGGUCUUGUCUGGUGGGUGGAUGCAAAGAGCUUUUGCUGUUAUUAAUGAAAUAAUUACUAAAAUGCACUUAAACCAGGGCAGGAGUGGAAGGAUGGAGAUGGAAAGCCCGGAGUGGGCCAGAGCCCUGGGGGGACACUUGAAAGGCAGGGCCCUGGCUCUGAUCCAUCCCAGGGAGCCUUGAGACACCCAUCCCACUCCCUACCACCAGGAGUGGCUUUUCCCUCCACUCUUGUCUGCUGGUGGCCUCACCUCCUCGGAUUAAAGGGCUCCUGUGCUGGGCUUGGACAGCCAGGCUGGGGGCCCCGUGCUCGGCAGUAGUCCCAGUUCUGCCCACUCCUCCCAGGAACAGAGUGGUGGGCUUGGGUUACAGAAGAAGUCUUAUCUCAAGUGCCAAUGUUAACCUUUCUUAGUGGGUAUCUGGAGCUUUCUGAGCCCACAUCCAGGCUCAUGGAAGGAGAGUGGAAAUCAUUUCGCCGUGUCUGCCAUGGGUUCAGAAAUGGGGAUGGAAAUGCCGUCCUUGCCCUGUGAUAUUCUGCCACCUCUUUGGGAGCCAGGCCUUGCCCCAUCUACCUCUCAUUCUCAGCUUUGAGUGGGAGGCCUUUCUGUGAGAGACCUGAAUCUUGAAGAAGCCUAGGAACCGCGGGCCCCCUUCUGCUAGGGAUGUCAAAGCACUUCUCCUCGGGAUACGGAAACACAGGGGGAAUGGGGGUAGCAAGGAUACCUCGCCUCCCAGCCCCCUCCCCAGUGUGGCCCCUCCUUCCGACAUAGGAAUUACAUGGCUCCCCACACCAUGCUGGCGGCCGAGGCCUACUUAGCGCUGCUCUGUUCUCCUUCCUCCCACUGGUGGAACCCUCCCUAAAUGCCAUAAAACUACUGAGCCCUGCCCCUUCUAAUAGGAUUCUGGGGCUUCCUCAGUGGGGGCACAAGUUCUUGGACCGCGGCCCCCCUGUACUUAACUGGAAGGUGACCCUCCACUGCCCCCUGGAGCCAUCUGGACACAGCAUCGCCCCAAUCUGGUUGGCAGCUGGCUGUUUCCAUGCCUGGGGAGGGGGUCCUCAGUGCUGUUUGGGGCCAAGGGGGGGGCGGGUGGUCAACCUUGGACUAAAGUUGCCUUAAGCCCAGUGAGGGAAAGGGGCUUCAGGGAAGGCCAGUGGGCCACCUGCUGGAGGCUGACAGCUGCCUGGCGGGCGCCGGUGAGUGGGAGUCUUGGCUCCACCCCCUACCCCUCCCCUCCUCUCUCCCCUUUGCAUCUCCCCUCCCUUCCUCUCUCCCCUUUGCAUCUCCCCUCCCUUCCUCUCUCCCCUUUGCAUCUCCCCUCCCUUCCUCUCUCCCUACAGCAUUUACUCCUAUAGCCACUGGGCCGAUCUCCCCCACGCUUCAAGCUGUACACAGCGCCUCUCAGUGCACAAGUGCCCCUGCCCACGUUCCAGCCCCGGGAAAGCCUGCGUGUGCAUAGCGCGCCCCUUCCCUCCCACUUAACUCCCCCUUCCUGCCCCUGAGCUUUGACUCAUAUUUAUCGCAUACCAACUCUGACUCUGGAAUGGGCAGAGGGAAGCAGCCCCAGGCCUGCUUGCUUCCUGUCCCCUGAACUGUUCUUUUCUGAAGUAAAUAUACGUAUAUAAAUAAAUGUAUAAACACUGCUUUGUAUCUGA